Messenger RNA from Bombus impatiens (common eastern bumble bee), 2089 nucleotides. RefSeq names its product cytochrome P450 302a1, mitochondrial (gene dib). The transcript has 9 exons. Gene Ontology annotation, molecular function: heme binding; oxidoreductase activity, acting on paired donors, with incorporation or reduction of molecular oxygen; monooxygenase activity. NCBI's taxonomy places the organism in Eukaryota, Metazoa, Arthropoda, Insecta, Hymenoptera, Apidae. Bases 300 to 1892 code for a protein of 530 amino acids. The record is from RefSeq and is a predicted model, not a curated record.
AUAACCCAUUAACAAAACGUUUUAUCGCCGACACAUCGAAUUCAGGCGAUGGUACGCAACACAUUGAAAUUCUAUGUGUAAACUGGACAGAGAACGAUGAUGCAAAGUUAGAAAGAGAUGAUACAAUAAGAAAGGAACGACACAUUCGUGGGCACGAACAGGCACCAAAAGGUGCAGACACAUAGUCUUCAAAAUCAGUCCGAUGUGGUCACUUUACUCCUGAAUUCUUGUUAAAUCUUUUCCAUUAGAAAAUUGUGAUACUUACUUCAAUCCAUUUUUUACAUUAUUGUAUAAGUGCAAUGUACACAUGGUUGCAGAAGUAUAGUCCAUAUAUGACAAAAAAGAAGCUAUAUUAUAUUAAGUUUUACUCUGCUAAUUUUGCAAAAUGUAACAUCGAAAUGAAUGAUCAUCAACCAAAAGCUUUCAAUAAUAUUCCUGGACCAAAAUCUUUACCAGUUAUUGGAACACUUUACAAAUAUCUACCAUUUAUUGGUGAAUAUAGUUUUACAAAUUUAUAUGAAAGCGGAAAAAGAAAAUUGGAACAGUUUGGGCCGCUAGUACGCGAAGAAAUAGUACCUAAUGUAAAUGUCGUAUUGGUUUAUAGGCCGGAAGAUAUAGCAGAAAUUUUCAAAGCGGAAUCAGGUUUGCAUCCAGAAAGGAGAAGUCAUUUAGCACUUUUGAAAUAUCGAAAAGAUCGCACUGAUGUAUACAAAACUGGAGGUUUAUUACCCACAAAUGGGACAGAAUGGUGGAGAUUACGAAAAGAGUUCCAAAAAGUUUCUAGUAAACCUCAAGACGUGAUCAAUUAUUUAAAAGAAACAGAUGAUGUCAUUCAAGAAUUUGUUGAACUAUGUAUUAAUGAGAAGUUUGAUGACUUCUUACCUCUUUUAUCACGCUUAUUCCUUGAAUUGACAUGUCUGGUUGUUUUUGAUGUAAGAUUGAAUAGUUUCUCAAAAGAAGAAAGAUGUGAAAAUUCUAAAAGUUCAAAAUUAAUCAAGGCUGCCUUUACAACAAAUAGCGUAAUGUUAAGGUUGGAUAAUGGAUUGCAAUUAUGGCGUUUUUUUGAAACCCCAUUGUACCGAAAAUUACGUAAGGCACAAACAUACAUGGAAAUGGUUGCAUUAGAAUUGGUAUCUCAGAAAAAAGAGAGCACAAAAACUGGACAUAACAAAUCAUUCUUAAAUGCCUAUUUACAAAAUCCUGCUCUGGAUAUUAAGGAUAUUGUGGGCAUGGCUUGUGACAUGUUACUUGCUGGUAUAGAUACUACUACUUACAGUACUGCUUUUGCUUUAUAUCAUCUGGCAAAACAUCAAGAUAUUCAAGAAAAAUUGAGGAUUGAAGCCACACAGUUUUUAGCUGAUCAUAGUCAACCAAUAACAGCAGUUGUGUUGCGAAAUGCUUCGUAUACCAAAGCUGUCAUUAAGGAAAGCUUGCGAUUAAAUCCAAUUUCUAUAGGAAUAGGUCGCAUAUUACAAAAUGAUAUUGUUCUUAAUGGUUAUCAAGUACCUAAAAGGACUGUUGUUGUAACACAAAACCAAGUCACUUGUCGUCUUCCUGAAUACUUUAACAAACCAGACUUGUUUAUACCAGAAAGAUGGCUACGUGAACAUUCAGAAAGUAGCAGUAAAAUAAAUUGUGGAAAAUCAGUACAUCCAUAUGUAUUGUUACCUUUUGGUCAUGGUCCUAGAUCUUGUAUUGCUAGACGAUUUGCAGAGCAAAAUAUGCAAGUAUUGUUAUUAAGGAUGUGUCAACGACUCAAGAUUUCUUGGCAUGGGGGUGAACUUGGAAUGAUAUCUUUAUUAAUCAACAAACCAGAUGCCCCAUUAAAAUUCAAUUUUCAUGAGGUCUUAAAAACCAAUUCUACUUGUUUUCAAAAGAACGAAAUAGUAUAAGCGAAGAAAUAUUAUUUUUAAUGAGAAAAUAUGUAUAAAACUUCUAAGAAGUCUUUCUCUGUAGCUACCUUCCGACGUGCACGAAUCGCGAACAUACCAGCUUCUGUACAUACAGAUCGAAUCUCAGCUCCAGUACUAUUAGGACAUAAACGUGCAAGGAGUUCAAAUCUGAUAUCUCUUUCAACACUCAUUGAACG